Messenger RNA from Hypoxylon trugodes, 2013 nucleotides. RefSeq lists its product as uncharacterized. Bases 121 to 1818 code for a protein of 565 amino acids. NCBI's taxonomy places the organism in Eukaryota, Fungi, Ascomycota, Sordariomycetes, Xylariales, Hypoxylaceae. The record is from RefSeq and is a predicted model, not a curated record. The transcript is spliced from 3 exons.
GCCAAUCGCCCAACAACUCACUGUACAGUACACUUAUCAGUAUACUUAAUUUAUAAACCAAAGAGAAUCGGCGACCUUCGAAAUAGCUUAACCUCGGCGCAUAACAUACAGGUCACAAUAAUGGAUCCCACUAUGAUAGCUUCGCAGAUGGGGCCUACGUCGUUUUUCUAUUACACACCAGACCCGAGCCCAGAGAACCGGCAUCAUGGUCACUUCAGCCAGCAACCGGGCUUCCAGCAGAUGCAACAGCAACAAGUGUUCCCUGUUGUGCCCACACUACCAUCGACGCCGAUCUACUCGAGGCCGAACUCGUCUUGCUCGCAACAAGUGCCAACCAAGAUCUUCAACGGUGUCCCCAGCAAUGUCACACCCAUGGCGUCGCCUCAGUCCACACAACGACCGGUCAUUAUAAUGCAAAGCCAACCACCUAAGUUAAUGCUCGAGACUGAGCUUGGUGAAAACGACAGCUUUUACUACCCAGCUACGCCGCCACUAUCGACAUCGGGAAGCUCAAUGGGUAGCCCAUGCAAUGGAAACGAUAUGCUAGCAACGCCAUUGAACCCGAUGUUCUCUGGAUUAGAUGGAUGCGAAAUGGUUAAGCCCGAAGUUGAGACGAUGCCAGAACAUCUAGAGAAUUUGGAUUGGGCUAGUUGUGGAUCACCUUCAUUAACACCUGUUUACCUACAAUCCCAGUCAGCAGACAACAACGCUCCCUCGCUUAACACCAGCAUUUCCAGCGAUCUUCUUUCGCCCGCUUCUUGCCCUUCGUUGUCCCCGUCUCCAUCGCCUUAUGCCCGCUCCGUCGCAUCAGAGCAAGACGUGGACUUCUGCGAUCCUCGGAAUUUGACUGUUGGCGGUGUAGCUAACCCCACUCUUGCGCCUGAGUUUUCCGCCCCUGUCGCAUUGGAGGAAUUCAGGGGUGAAGCUGUCCCCAAACAAUCGUUGCCUACUACCUUUGAGUUCCACCCUGAGAUUCACCACGAAUUGCCAAACUUUGAGGAUAUUUCCGACCUAGAAUCAGAGGACGACUUCGUCAACCGUUUAGUUAACAUUGGUGAGCAAUCUGGUGCCGACGUGAAGAGAUCACGAUCGGACACUUGCUCUACUACCUUAUCACUUGGUCACGAGUCGUUCUUGGGCGAAAGUGAUUUUGACGCCGACGACUCAUCCUGUGCAGCAACUAGCUUUUCAAGCUGCUCCGCAGACCCUGAUUCUCACAAGGAUAAGAAGGUUAAGAGAUCAAAGAAGGAAUCGCGAAAAUUUACGCCAAUCAUGAAUGUCGCCGCUGAUGCCAGCACCGCCGAGGGCGACGAGCAGCAGCAAAUGCAAGGUGAAGGUCAAGAAGACAACAGCAAUGCUGGUUCGUCUGCGGAUUCGAAUGUGGCAGGUGCACCUGCACCCGCUCCUCCGAAUCGCCGAGGACGCAAGCAAUCUUUGACCGAGGAUCCCAGCAAGACAUUUGUUUGUGAAUUAUGCAACCGCCGUUUCCGCCGACAAGAACACCUAAAGCGCCACUACCGCUCUCUUCACACUCAGGAGAAACCCUUUGAGUGCCAUGAGUGUGGUAAGAAGUUUUCCCGAAGCGAUAACUUAUCUCAACACGCGCGAACUCACGGCAGCGGCGCUAUCGUCAUGAACAUAAUUGACCCUAGUGAGGAGGGUCUUGAUUUAAUGCAAUCCGGCGAGACGGACUACGCCAACUUUGGCAAGGUGCUUUUCCAGGUCGCUUCCGAAGUUCCCGGCAGCUCUAGUGAUUACUCGUCCGACGAGUCAACUAGUGAAGGCCAGGACAAGAAGAAGCGCAAGCGAUCGGAUUAAAAGCAAUAGAAAUUCCUCGGGAGGGAUUAAAGAUAAUCGGAUAUACAACGCCAAAGGGUCCACGAGGGAUUUCAGCGUACGCCCGUUAAUGACAUAAUGACUUUCACAUACAAACAUAUUCGACAUAAGCCGCCGGCUUUUUAUACGUGGAUCAGGUCUUCAGGCCUAGGUAGAGAGGACUCACAAAAGUUGCAC